Messenger RNA from Trematomus bernacchii (emerald rockcod), 4513 nucleotides. It is a transcript of the gene tmem39a, whose product is annotated as transmembrane protein 39A. Gene Ontology annotation, cellular component: endoplasmic reticulum membrane. The coding region runs from base 399 to 1880 and encodes 493 amino acids. The transcript is spliced from 9 exons. Lineage: Eukaryota; Metazoa; Chordata; Actinopteri; Perciformes; Nototheniidae. The record is from RefSeq and is a predicted model, not a curated record. Gene Ontology annotation, biological process: negative regulation of autophagosome assembly; negative regulation of autophagosome maturation.
CGAUGACGUCGCAAAGAGAGGAGGUGCGGGUUUGCCACGUCGGUCUCUGUGCAACGCAUUUACACUGUUGCUCCUGAAGCCCGGGGAUAACUUUUGAAGCGGUUUAUGUGUUGAACCCGGAGAGAAAGCGACCCUCCAGCAUCGCCGGUACCGAGGUAGCCCGUCGCCCCAGCAGUGCAGCCCGGGAUAUUGAAGCUGCAAGGCGGAUAAAAUGCUCGGUGCUGUCUGGACUCGUCAGGCUGGGAGCCGCACGACUGACUGAUGCAUCCUCGCUCACUUCACCCCCCCGUGUGUUGUUGGCCUGACUGUACAUGGUGGCUCGUUGAGGAGAAGGGGAGGAGUGCCAGCGGCUGUUGGUUGGUGGGCGGCGUCCGUGGUUGCCAAGGUAACUGGCGACCAUGCCAGGAGGUCGCAGGGGUCCCAGCAGACAGCAGCUAAGUCGCUCUGCUCUGCCGUCCCUGCAGACUCUGGUCGGAGGCAACAUCAGCAAUGGGACAGGCAUCAGGAACAGCAGCAGUAACGUGGUGGGUCUGUCUGCGCCCCCUAUCUCGGCCCUCAUUAUUCCGGAGCCGGUGCGUCACUCGAGGAUCCCCGAGCUGCCGUUGGACAGCAGCCUGCUGUUUGAGUUCCUGCUCUUCCUGUAUCUGCUGGUGGCCUUGUUUGUCCAGUACAUAAACAUCUACAGGACGGUGUGGUGGUACCCGUACAGCCACCCUGCUGCCUCUACCUCGCUCAAUUUCCAUCUGAUGGACUACCACCUGGCUAUCUUCAUUACAGUCAUGUUGGCCAGGAGGCUUGUUUGGACUAUCGUUUCAGAGGUGUCUCAGAGCAGCGGCGGAUCCCUUCUCCGCUACGUGGUUCUGAUCGCAGCGCGGCUCAGCCUGCUGACGCUCUGUGGCUGGGUGCUCUGCUGGACGCUGGUCAACCUCUGCAAGAACCACUCUGUGCUCAACCUCCUCUUCCUGGGAUACCCAUUUGGUGUGUACGUCCCUCUUUGCUGUUUCCAUCAGGAGGGAGGGAAAAGCCAAACGGCACCAGCUGACAGCGAUUACCCCGCAGACCACCAGCAGACAGAGCUCACAGAGACCCCGUUCUUUCGACCACGUGACUUCCUCUUCCUGUUGCGAGAGAACCUCAGAGAGCAGUUUUCCAGUCCCCCGCACAUGCCUACACACACCUGCCCUCCACACACACACUCGCACACGCCGGAGUUAAUUCGAGCAGAGGUGGAGGAGCUAAAGAGCGACUUCAACCGUAGAAUCAAGGAAGUGCUCUUCAACUCGCUGUUCAGUGCUUACUACGUAGCCUUCCUGCCUCUCUGCUUUGUUAAGAGCACGCAGUACUAUGACAUGCGCUGGUCCUGUGAGCAUCUGAUCAUGGUGUGGAUCAAUGCGUUUGUGAUGCUGAUGAGUCAGCUGCUGCCGCCCAGCUACUGCGACCUGCUGCAUCGCUCGGCCGCUCACCUGGGCCGCUGGCAGAAACUGGAGCACGGCUCGUACAGCAACGCUCCUCAGCAUGUGUGGUCAGAAAGUACCAUUUGGCCUCAGGGGGUGUUGGUACGACACAGUCGAUCGCUGUAUAAGGCAGUCGGACCCUAUAAUGUUGCUCUGCCCUCUGAUGUUUCCCAUGCAAGGUUUUAUUUCCUGUUCCACAAGCCCUUGCGGAUCCUGAACCUGCUGAUCUGGAUCGAGUCCAGUGUGGUUUUGUACCAGUUAUACUCUCUGCUGCGCUCCGAGCGCUGGAACCACACUUUGUCUCUGGGCCUUAUUCUCUUCUGCAACUACUAUGUCCUUUUUAAACUGCUGCGAGAUCGCAUCGUGCUGGGCAAAGCCUACUCCUACCCUGUGUCCUCCAACAGUUUGGGGCUCAAGGUGCAGUGAUCCUCCGCACAGCGAGACCUCACCCACGUAUUCUUGUUGUGGAGGCGAGACGGGUGGGGGUCUGGAAAAGGACCGGAGGGUUGAUUCGCACUCACGCUUGGAGGAUGAGGGACAGACUGUGAACUCGUAACCGUGUUUUGAUACGGUUCUAUUUGUAAUGCAAUGUUUAUAUACCUAUUUAAAAGAAUAUUUUUAUUUUGUAUACUAUUUCGAGUUACGCCGGGCAUUACCACGCUGAUGACAUUAGCAUGUUGUGUUAUGUUGUUGCUAGGCGACAGGGAAGUCAGGGAAUGCCAGGAGGUGACUUUCACCAAAGAUAUUUUAAGUGCAGGUGGCCAAUCACAGAGCAAAGCCUGGCCUCUGACAGUCAGUCGAACAGACGAGCCACUCAGAGCAGUGGAAGGAGUUGUGCCUCAGAUCCUGACUCAUAUCUGUCCAUCAAGUGUGAGGCAACAGCACAGUUAGCGCAAAGAUGGCAAAAAGGCAGAAAUGUAUUAAAUGUCUAGCCUGGUUAAACCGAUAGUAACAGAAUCUGCCUUCCAGCACCUCUAAAACUCACUCAUCAGCACGUAUGUCUCCUUUGUUUAAUAAGAACAAAUAUUUAAGCGUAAAAACAACAGCGCCAGACUAUUUAUUGGCUUUGAGCAGUUGCCAGGCAACCACAGAUAUUUGUCUUGUCAUUUUCACACAUUUGAAUCAAUUAAACAAAGGAGAUUUAAUGUGUUUAUAGUUUGUAACCUUUAGACGGAGCCAGUCUUGCUGUUUCCCACCGUUUACAGUCUUCAGAUGAGUCUAUAGGGAAAACACCUUAGGUACUCUGAUCCUCUUCCUCUGCAGAGAUGGCGGUAUUCUUCCUCAAUCACAUUACUGUAGGUACUUUGUUUUUCACUCUCAGUAUCUGCUUCUUUCAUUUCAUUGGCUAUCUGGAGGGCAGUUACAGCACCAGUCUUUACAAACGUACACCCGAGUGUCAACCUGUGUGUGGGUGUGGAAAUACUAUUGGCAUCUGUAAAUUAAAAGCACACUCACAAAUAAUUUCAGAAAACAGCUUAACCCUGACUGACUUUUCUUGUCCUAUAGCCCUGCCUGCUCUGGUUGUUCCUUAAGAAGUGUUAACUUUGCAGGGCUGCUGCUGUACCAGAUGAGGAUUAAAGUCAACUUGCUGAUGCCUGACUAACCUUUUGACAUGCUGAAAAGUUCUCAAUUACUCAUUUGUGUUAAAGGUGAUCCAGUCAAUGUUUUCGAUUUGGUGCCUCAAUGCUUAAACCUUAAUGGUAUUAGGACCAUAUCGUAAUAGGGUCUUUGUGGAUUGGCUGUAGAUAAAGGAACAAAUGUGGCUAAUAAUAAAGAUUUCUGUUGGUACGUCCUAGGACCUAACACUUCUCACUCUGCAAAUAUAUCUCUCAUGGAUUUGACAGCAGAGGGUGUUCUUAUAGUGACCUUUCCAUGGGUGAUGAAGAGAGACUGAAUGCAUCACAUCAUUACCAGUUUAUGUAUUCUCAGUUACCGGUAUGGUGUUUGAAACAGGUUGCCUUGCAUGCUGUUGCCUUUUCUGUUAAGUCACAUUUGGCGAACAUCCUUUUACUCCAAAGUAUGUUUCUCUUUAUGAAACUCCUCUCAUUCCCCGUCUCUAACUCAGUCAAAAACUAAAAGCAGUAUUAAGUAUAGGCUGUUCAGUAUUCAGAUAGAAAUCAACAGAAAAAAUGUUUUUUCCUAUCCUGAGGUUCAAAUCUAGGUAGAAAAUCAAAAGAUCAAUGUUUCCUGUGCGGUCGUGAAUCUCACAUUGACUCAAGUCAAGUUUCAUGUUGAGUGUAAAUGAGAUGGAGGAAACUACUUUUGAGAUGAACCAGUGAGUACUUGUCUGGAUCACCAGUGCUGCUCUGUGUCAUGAGUUUGAAGAUUUGUUUUUCUUAUACACAAAUGCCAUACAUGUGCCCAUUACUAUGCUUAUUCUGCACAUCCAGCCCUUAAAUCCUCUCCUCUGUGUUUCUGCUUUAUUUUUGCAGUCAUUUUCCACUUGAAUGUAGCAAAUGUUUCUUGAAUUGGCAGGUAUUUAAGGGUAGUAUCACCAGCCUCCGAUUGAGCACCAUCACAUCAAUUUGAGUUUUUUUUAAUGGGUGUACUUAUAUCACCCUUAUCUCAGUAACACAGAGGGAAGACAUGUUUAAGUUUGAUUGAAAUCGUGUUUCCACACCGAUACUUUCUUGAAUGUUAAGUCUUUGCUCAAGUUUGAGACAUUCUUUGUUUUUUAAGAAACCCGUAACACCACAACUGAAGAAGAGGAAUACGAUUUGGAAAGAUUUUAGGUCCUAUAAGAGCUUGACCACAUUGCCCCAAAGUGUAUUUGGCGUUUCUUCAUCUUAUAGGAAACUUGAAAACAGGUUUUUAUUAAAACUGAAGCUGAUCUGUUUUUCGGCUACGGCUAUGCAAGUUGUAAAAUUUGCAGAGUUAGUUUUCCUUGUGCCAUAUCCCCGGAUUCAGUUUCAAUCUCCUGGUUGAACCUGUUGAAUGUGUUGCUGCUGGAGAAGUCAUUGGAGCUGGUCCUCAUAUUUCGGCUUUUUACACUGUCUAGUUUCCCCACAUGAUUUCUGAAAAUGCCUUUUGACAUCCAAAAUAAAACAUGUUUAAAAUAA